This is a messenger RNA of Saimiri boliviensis boliviensis (Bolivian squirrel monkey), 3005 nucleotides long. It is a transcript of the gene MUC1, whose product is annotated as mucin 1, cell surface associated. The record is from RefSeq and is a predicted model, not a curated record. Lineage: Eukaryota; Metazoa; Chordata; Mammalia; Primates; Cebidae.
GCGGGGGGACCGGUAUAAAGCAGCAGGCGCCUGUGCCCGCUCCACCUCUCAAGCAGCGCCUGCCUGAGUCUGUUCUGCCCCCUCCCCACCCAGUUCACCACCACCAUGACACCGGGCAUCCAGUCCCCUUUCUUCCUACUGCUGCUACUCAUAGUGCUUACAGCAGUUCUUACAGGUUCUGGUCAUGCAAGCUCUACCUCGGGAGGAGAAAAGACGGGGACUACCCACAGAAAUUCAGCACCCAGCUCUACCAGGAGUGUUGUGAGUGUGACCAGCAGUGGCAUCUCCAGCCAUAGCCCUGGUUCAGGCUCCUCCACUAUUCAGGGAUACAACCUGACCCCGGCCCUAGCCACCACACUAACCUCAGGUUUGGCUGCCACUGGGGGACAGGAUGUCUCCUUGACCCCAGCCCUGGGCUCCACCACUGCUCCAGCUCACCACAGCACCUCGGCCACGGACACUGGGCCAGCCUCUGGCUCCACCACCACUCCAGGCCACCAUGGCACCUCAGCCACGGACACUGGGCCAGCCUCCAGCUCCACCACGGCUCCAGCCCACCACGGCACCUCGGCCACGGACACCGGGCCAGCCUCCGGCUCCACCACCGCUCCAGCCCAUGGUUCCACCACCACUCCAGCCCACCAUGGCACCUCGGCCACGGACACCGGGCCACCCUCCAGCUCCAUCACGGCUCCAGCCCACCACGGCACCUCGGCCACCGACACCGGGCCAGCCUCCGGCUCCACCACCGCUCCAACCCACUAUGGCACCUCAGCCACGGACACCAGGCCAGCCUCCAGCUCCACCACCACUCCAGCCCACCAUGGCACCUCGGCCACGGACACCGGGACAGCCUCCAGCUCCAUCACGGCUCCAGCCCACCAUGGCACCUCAGCCACGGACACCGGGCCAGCCUCCGGCUCCACCACCGCUCCAGCCCAUGGUUCCACCACUGCUCCAGCCCACCAUGGCACCUCGGCCACGGACACCGGGCCACCCUCCAGCUCCACCACCACUCCAGCCCACCAUGGCACCUCGGCCACGGACACCGGGACAGCCUCCAGCUCCAUCACGGCUCCAGCUCACCAUGGCACCUCAGCCACGGACACCGGGCCAGCCUCCGGCUCCACCACCGCUCCAGCCCAUGGUUCCACCACCGCUCCAGCCCACCAUGGCACCUCGGCCACGGACACCGGGCCACCCUCCAGCUCCACCACCACUCCAGCCCACCAUGGCACCUCAGCCACGGACACCGGGCCAGCCUCUGGCUCCACCACCGCUCCAGCCCACCAUGGCACCUCGGCCAGGGACACCGGGCCAGCCUCCGGCUCCACCACCGCUCCAGCCCAUGGUUCCACCACCGCUCCAGCCCACCGUGGCACCUCGGCCACGGACACCGGGCCACCCUCCAGCUCCACCACAGCUCCAGCCCACCAUGGCACCUCGGCCACGGACACCGGGCCAGCCUCCAGCUCCACCACGGCUCCAGCCCACCAUGGCACCUCGGCCACGGACACCGGGCCAGCCUCCAGCUCCACCACGGCUCCAGCCCACCAUGGCACCUCGGCCACGGACACCGGGCCAGCCUCCAGCUCCACCACGGCUCCAGCCCACCAUGGCACCUCGGCCACGGACACCGGGCCAGCCUCCAGCUCCACCACGGCUCCAGCCCACCAUGGCACCUCGGCCACGGACACCGGGCCAGCCUCCAGCUCCACCACGGCUCCAGCCCACCAUGGCACCUCGGCCACGGACACGGGGCCACCCUCCGGCUCCACCACCACUCCAGCCCACCAUGGCACCUUGGCCUCAGGCUCGACAUCAGGCUCAGCUUCCACUUUGGUGCACAACGGCACCUCUGCCACUGAGUCUACCACAACCCCAGGCAGCAAGAGUACUCCAUUCUCAACUCCCAGCCACCAUUCUGAUACUCCUGCCACCCUUGCCAGCCAUAGCACCAAGACUGUUGGCAGUAGCACUCACCAUAGCAUAGUACCUCCUCUCACCUCCUCCAAUCACAGCACUUCUCCCCAGUUGUCUAUUGGGGUCUCUUUCUUUUUCCUGUCUUUUCGCAUUUUGAACCUCCAGUUUAACUCCUCUCUGGGAGAUCCCAAUACCAACUAUUACCAAGAGCUGCGGAGAAACAUUUCUGAGUUGUUUUUGCAGAUUUAUAAACAAGAGGAUUUUCUGGGCCUCUUCAAUAUCAAGUUCAGGCCAGGAUCUGUGGUGGUAGAAUCGACUCUGGCCUUCCGAGAAGGUACCACCAAUGUCCAAGACGUGGAGACACAGUUUGAAGCGCAUAAAGCGGAAGCAGCCUCUAGAUAUCACCUGAAUGUCUCAGCAGCCAGCGUGCGUGAUGUGCCAUUUCCUUUCUCUGCCCCGUCCGGGGCUGGGGUACCAGGCUGGGGCAUUGCGCUGCUGGUGCUGGUCUGUGUUCUGGUUGCGCUGGCCGUCAUCUAUCUUGUUGCCUUGGCUGUCUGGCAGUGCCGCCGAAAGAACUACGGGCAGCUGGAUAUCUUUCCAGCCCGGGAUGCCUACCAUCCUAUGAGCGAGUACCCCACCUACCACACCCAUGGGCGCUAUGUGCCCCCUGGAAGUACCAAUCGUAGCCCCUAUGAGGAGGUUUCUGCAGGUAAUGGUGGCAGCAGCCUCUCUUACACAAACCCAGCGGUGGCAGCCACUUCUGCCAACCUGUAGGGGCACCUCGCCUGCUGAGCUGAGUGGUCAGCCAGUGCCAGUCCGCCCCACUCCGGCUCUUCAUGGCCAGAGACCCCAAACCCCGUUCUGGGCUGGUGAGCUGGGAGUUCGGGUGUGCUGCUCACAGCCUCCCUCAGAGGCCUCACCAAGUUCCUGGACCCUUCUCGGCCUGUGGAAGCCCACGCCUGCCCCUGAGGGCUUAUGCCUGGGGAGUGGUGCGGUGGGAGCUCCCAGGAGGACUGGCCCAGAGACCCCGGAGAUGGCAGGGAACCGGGACAGGACUCAAUAAAACAUGGUCUCCCGCUGUA